AUGACAGACCAGACAGAGGAAGGGUAUUCGAAUGUUAGCACAUCGGAGUAUGAAAUACUGGAAGAAGACAGACUCACAAUGUUCAGGAGUCUGCUGAGAAGUAAAGGGCUGUGCGGAUACAUCCUAUACAGAAGAGAUCCGCACUUGAAUGAAUACGUGCACCCGCACUACGAGCACAUCGCAUGGCUUUCAGGCUUCACAGGAUCAAAUUCCACUCUUCUUGUGCUGCCUGAAGUGGCUUAUCUCUACACGGACUCAAGAUACUUCCUGCAGGCGAAGCAGCAGCUCCCCAGGAACAUCGAGCUCUCCCGAAUGGGCAUAGACCCCACAGUAUCUGAGAGGCUAAUAGAGUUCAAGUGCACAGUUGGCGUAGACCCAAGUGUCAUAACAAGCGAUGAGUACACGCGGCUCUUUAAGAAACUGCCGGAGGGCGUGGAUAUUGUGCUUCUGGAAGAUGAUAUCAUUAAGGAAAUGUGGGCUGAUAGACCUGAGAUAGUCCCAGGGAAUCUUGAGAUAAUGAAGCACCAAAGACCAGUCGACGCAAAAAUAAAAGAAAUAAGAGAAGAAAUGAAAAAAAACACAGAUAUGUACUCGUACAUGCCUCCAUUGGACGUAGCAAUUAUUGCAGACAUGGACGAGAUAGCAUGGGCCACGAACCUGAGAGGAACAGACAUUCCGAUGUCAAGGCUGUUCUACUCGUUUUUAGCGAUAGAAAAAGAUGAUGUUUUUUUGUUCACUGAGUCCAGCUUAACUCAAGACAUUUCCUCUGUCAAAGUUCGGCCGUAUGCAGAAUUUUACCAGUACACUGCAGAGCUAAAAGACAAAAUAAUCGGAAUCUCGUCCAGCACAAACUACAAAAUACUGAACAGCAUCAUAAAUAGCAACAAAGUCAGCACAUUCACAGGAAUACUGAACCUGAAAGCAGUGAAAACAGAAGAAGAGAUACAGGGGUUUAUAGAAGCCAACAAACGAGAUGCAGUGUAUUUGUGCAUGCUGUUUGGCGAAGUUCAGAAGAUCGUAUCAGAGGGCAAGAGGGAGAUAGGCGAGCUAGAUGUAUCAGAGAUGCUUCUGAAGAUAAAGGAAAAAGACAGAGAAUUUAUAGUGCCCAGUUUUGAAACCAUUUCCGGGUUUGGAGAGAACGGGGCAUGCAUCCACUACGCACCAGUCGAUAACGCAACAAAAAUCACAGAAGAUAAUUUGCUUUUGGUAGACUCUGGAUCGCAAUACACGAUGGGAACUACCGAUAUAACACGAACUGUGUGCUUUGGAAAGCCCACAGAUGAGCAGAAAAGAGACUACACUGCUCUGAUAAAAGGACACAUGGACCUGGAAACUACUCCAUUCUCCUCUAAGACAGCUUUAGGCGCUCUAUCACCCAUUGUAAGGAAGCACGUAUGGAAGCAUUACCUUGAAUACGGGCACAGCACAGGGCACGGUGUGGGCUUUGGGCUUAACGUGCACGAAGGCCCUCAGACACUGGACAGCUCAUCUCGUGUUAAGGCUCUGCCUGGAAUGAACAUAACCGUUGAACCAGGAAUAUACAGAGAAGGAAAGUAUGGGAUAAGACACGAAAACUUGGCAGUAGUGCAGAAGUCAAAAGUAAACCCAGAAGAGUUCUACGUAAUCAAGAACAUUACCCAUGCACCUCUGCAUUUGGAUCUCGUAGAUGUGGAGAUGCUUAGCGAUGAAGAAGUCCAGUACAUAAACGACCAGUCAAAGUACAUACGAGAGUUGCUCGGAGAGAGUUUAAUGCACCACAAGGAGGGAACUAAAUGGCUCCUAAAAAAUACGGAAAAAAUAUCAAAAAGAAAAAACAAAAAGUAG
Nematocida minor is the source of this 1824-nucleotide messenger RNA. RefSeq names its product Xaa-Pro aminopeptidase. The coding region runs from base 1 to 1824 and encodes 607 amino acids. Lineage: Eukaryota; Fungi; Microsporidia. The transcript has a single exon. The record is from RefSeq and is a predicted model, not a curated record.